Messenger RNA from Hirundo rustica (Barn swallow), 2211 nucleotides. RefSeq names its product mitochondrial ribosomal protein L22 (gene MRPL22). The transcript has 7 exons. The record is from RefSeq and is a predicted model, not a curated record. Bases 349 to 729 code for a protein of 126 amino acids. NCBI's taxonomy places the organism in Eukaryota, Metazoa, Chordata, Aves, Passeriformes, Hirundinidae. Gene Ontology annotation, biological process: translation; ribosome assembly. Gene Ontology annotation, cellular component: ribosome; mitochondrial large ribosomal subunit. Gene Ontology annotation, molecular function: structural constituent of ribosome.
GAAGCGCGACCAAGUUGCAGCCUUCCAAUCUCUGAAGGGAGUGUCCACGAGUGAUGGAGUGAGAAUAUUUACAAGGGCCUGGAGUGACAGGGUAAAGGGGAUUGCUUCAAACUGGCAGAGAGUGCUGCCUGGGCGCGGGGUCUCUUCAGCUGGGCACGGCCAGAGAGGUGGCUGGCAUCUGGUAGCCUUUUUCCUCUGUCAUGCAUCCACACAAGCACAUCUCUGCAGAAAAUUGGGAAGUGGGAGAAGAAGAACAGGAUUGUUUACCCUCCCCAGCUGCCUGGAGAGCCUCGCAGACCAGCUGAAAUAUAUCACUGUCGGAGGGAAAUAAAAUACAGCAAAGAUAAGAUGUGGUAUCUGGCAAAACUGAUAAAAGGAAUGUCCAUUGAUCAGGCUCUCGCUCAGUUGGAGUUCAGUGACAAAAAGGGAGCAAAGGUGAUCAAAGAGGUUCUGUUAGAAGCACAGGAAAUGGCUGUAAAAAAGCACAAUGUGGAAUUCAAAUCAAAUUUACACAUAGCGGAGUCGCAGACGGGCAGGGGCCACUACGUGAAGCGGGUGCGGUGCCACGGCAAGGGCAUGUUUGGCAUGAUGAAAAUCAGCAGGUGCCACUACUUUGUGAAGCUGGUGGAGGGUCCUCCUCCUCCCCCAGAGCCACCAAGGACUGGCUUUGACCAAGCGAAGGAAUACGUACAGCAGCUGCGAAACAGAACCCUUGUUCACACACUGUGACACGCUUUGGUGGCUGUAUGGGUAUCUCUUGUUGGGCAGUGUAAUUACAUAAAGGAAUCAUUAAAGUCCUGGUUUAGUUAUAUCCUUGCUGCUGCUGGAGCUGGAUGAUGUGAGAAAAUUCAUGGGGGUUUUUUCUUAUUUGUCAAGUCAUGGGUAUGGAAAUAUCUUGGAGCUGCAGAUGUUAUUUUUUCUGAGUUACUUGGAGCAGAGGAUUCGAGCUCAACCCUGGACUUUCAAAUCUAAAACAUAUGGUGCUGUUAUAAAGCUUGGCGUCUCUGUUAUGUCUGGUGGGUCUUACUGUAAAACUGGAUCAAGCGUCAAACUAAAAUUUGGCAUCUUAAAUUAGUUACAACAUUGGAAAAAAUCAAGUAACAGUGACAAAACCAGGUAACAAUAAUAUUUCAGAGUAUCAGACAUUAAUUUUUAGUUUAUGUGGGCUGUAACAGCCUUCGUUGUGUGUCUUGGGCUUUGUGUCUGGGAGUGGGAAAUAAAAAAAGUCCUUGGAAGUUCAGGCUUUGGCAGUCAGUAGGUGGCAUUAUUUAGUUUGUCAGAGAGGAAGUGGCAGUGAAAACUUCCAGAAUGGUCAAACUGUUUUGGAUUUUGCCCAUGGCAUUAAUAAUCUGAUACAAGCAUGAAGUUCAGGCUGUUCUCUCUGGAAAUUCAUUGUGGGUAACAGGCAAAAUAUGGGGAAAAGCUUUUUUUGGUGAAGAGUGAACUAGUUCUGUAUUGUCUGGAAACAAAUUGCUUUUGUAACAUUGAGGAAAGUGAAACGCUCGAUGGAUUUAAUAUGGAAUGGCUUGUUGCACAUACAAAUCGGGCUUUCAGUUCUCUGAAAACAAUCUCAUUUUUAUCAUUACUUCUUUGAAGAGAAAAAGACUGAGAUUGAUAGGGGGAAUCUCAUUUCACUCAGAUAUUCAAAUCAAGAUGGCCAGAGUUGAUGAACAUCAGCAUAAAAACAGAAUGAGCAGCUGCUUGUACAUGCAAAUGUCUUAUAUUUAGACCUUUCUUUUCCAUUCUGGGAACAUUAAAGUGGGAGAUUGAUUGCUUACCUCAUUUGGGUCUUUUUACUGCAGCAACUCAUGGUGGCUUUUCUUACAUGAAUUUACUUUGAUCAGUACUUGGAUGAUGGCAAAGGGACAGUUCCUGUAAGGAAACAAAUUAUUGUCUUAACAAAGGUUGGUACAGAGUGAUUUCUUUUGGCUACCAAAGAAAGGGUCUCAUGAUGUUAAAAGAGUAUUAGGGGAUGGUGAGGUUACACUAGAAGAGAGCUCAGCACCAUUAAUGGGGGCUUAUUUGCAGUCUGGUUUUCUGCAGUGCACUUUCAAACACAUUUCUUGCUGUAAAGCCACGAUUUAGUAACUUGCCUGAAAGGUGUGUUCUGAUAAAACUCUCUAUCUCUGCAGUCCCUGAUGUGUGUUUGAAGAACUGUUUCUGUUGUACUGUGAUAAACAACUGUGCUGGGCUCUGCCAGCUGCCCUGAAA